Molecule: messenger RNA, 1981 nt
Organism: Poecilia reticulata (guppy)
Lineage: Eukaryota; Metazoa; Chordata; Actinopteri; Cyprinodontiformes; Poeciliidae
Source: RefSeq, a predicted model, not a curated record
CCCAGAACCAGCCCGGAAGUUGGUCGUUUAUUGACAAUAUGGCCACCGAGCUCGGCUUGGAUUUGGGGAUAAUUUUGAUUUGACAGCACAGACCGGAGGAGAUUCCGAAAUAAAACCGACUUCCGCCUCAGGAGUGUACGGAGCCGAUGCGUUUGAAUGAAGGGAUUCGUGGGACGUCCCUGGGACGGUGAUAGUGAGCAGAGGAAGCGUCCAGAGUGCGAAACCCGUCAUGUCGUUUUUUAAGAGGAAAGCCAAAAGCAAGGAACCCGAGAGAGUAACGGAUGCUAAAGUUAACAAAGUUCCAGUCAGCCCCCACUCUCCAUCACACGGACUGAAGAACCACAAUGCCGUCCUGGACGCCGCCGGGCCGAGCCACGUGGCCAUCAGCGCCAUAUCAGCCAACAUGGACUCCUUCGCUCGGGGCCGCACCGCCAUCCUCAAGAAGCAGCCGAGCCACAUGGAGGCGGCGCACUUCGGAGACCUCGGGCAUUCCAGCGUGAAUUAUCAGCCCCAGGAGACGCGCUCUCGGAUGUCCAAGACAGUGGACCAGGUCCUCAGAGACAAUGUGGCAAUGCCCCACUUCCUGCACUGCAUGGAGCAGCGGGGCGCCGACCACCUCGUUCGGUUCUGGCUCGAGGCCGAGAGCUUCCGCUCGGCCAGCUGGUCGCGGGUCCGAGCGCAAAACCUCAACUCCGUCAAACACAGCUCGCUGGCCGAGCCGGUCCCCGUCUCUCCGGACGGGCCAGAGCUCGAUCAGAACGCGUUCAACGACCCUGCCCUCCACAACAGCCGCGGGAACCCGUCGCCGCUGUCCCCCCGGAGGGACUCGUCGAGUGGGGAAGCCAAGCCGUCUCGGGCGGAGACCCCCAGCAGACAGGCGCCUUCCAGGACAGGGACGCCCUCUAAGGGACAUCCCAACAACACUCUGAGAGACUUCUCAGACACUCUCAUGAAAAGUAUAGAAAAGGAUGCUGUUACCAUCUUCACCAAAUACAUUUCUCCAGAUGCUGCAAGGCCCAUCCCCAUCACAGAGCAGAUCAGAAACGAUAUAGUCGCUAAGAUUUGCGGAGAGGACGGCAUGGUGGACCCAAACUGCUUUGUCAUUGCACAGUCGGUUGUCUUCUCCAUACUGGAACAGCACUUUACCGAAUUCCUGCGGAGCCACCAUUUCUGUAAAUACCAGAUUGAAGUUUUGACGAGUGGCUCCGUGUUCCUGGCUGACAUCUUGUUCUGUGAGUCAGCGCUCUUCUAUUUCUCAGAGUACAUGGAGAAGGAAGAGGCGAUGAAUAUACUACAGUUCUGGCUGGCUGCGGAUAACUUCCAGAACCAGUUGGCUGCUAAGAAAGGCCAGUAUGAUGGCCAGGAGGCUCAAAACGACGCCAUGAUCCUCUAUGAUAAGUAUUUCUCACUCCAGGCCACCAAUCCUCUGGGCUUCGGCGACUCUGUGCGGAUGGAGAUCGAGUCGAACAUCUGCCGGGAGGGAGGGCCGCUCCCCGACUGUUUCACCACUCCUCUCAGACAGGCCUGGACGACCAUGGAGAAGGUGUAUUUGCCCGGUUUCCUGUCCAGCAACAUAUACUACAAAUACCUGAGCGACCUCAUCAACUCGGUGCGGGGCGACGAGUUCGUGAACAUGAGCGGUCAAGGUCAAGGUCAGGGCGUGCCGGGAGACGGCGACCGCUCUGGCUUGAACGCCGGCGGCGAGAGCUCCCAGGUUCAGCAGGGAGCCAAGAAAGCAGCCAUCAAGAUUCUGAAGAACUUCGACGAGGCGAUCACCGUCGACGUGGCCAGCCUGGAUCCAGAGAUGCUCUACCAGCGGCCGUACGCUGGAAAGAUGACUUUCGGAAAGGUGAACGAGUUGGGUCAGUUCAUCAGAGAGGCCGAGCCAGAACCUGAUGUGAAGAAAUCAAAAGGUUCCAUGUUUUCUCAAGCAAUGAAGAAAUGGGUCCAGGGCAACUCAGACGAGGUGAGAUAAAAUUUU